Cynocephalus volans (Philippine flying lemur) is the source of this 3612-nucleotide messenger RNA. RefSeq names its product zinc finger protein 512 (gene ZNF512). Bases 282 to 1892 code for a protein of 536 amino acids. Lineage: Eukaryota; Metazoa; Chordata; Mammalia; Dermoptera; Cynocephalidae. The record is from RefSeq and is a predicted model, not a curated record. Gene Ontology annotation, molecular function: zinc ion binding. The transcript is spliced from 15 exons.
CACCCUCCGGCCCGCAGCCCCCUCGGAAGCUGCUAGGCGGAAGUAGACGUUCGGGGACUCGGCGGCGCCGAGUCCACAUCCGGGAGAGGCGAGGAGAGCGGAAGUGGCGUUGGUCCGGCCGGAGCCCUUGGGUGGAAGUGUGAGGCGUGGAGAGGGAGUGAUGUCUUCCAGACUCGGUGCAGUCCCCGCCAACCUUUCCCUGGGACACGGCUUUGAGAACGGGGGAAGAUGAAGGCUCUGGUCUUGUCACCCGCCUUUACAGUGUAGGAAGAUAGGACGGCAUGCUUUUUCUAAAAAGUGUUGCCUUCUUCCGUUUGAGACUCCGGGACCCACAUCCUUUAAGCAGCAGAGGAGCACGAGGAUCGUGGGAGCUAAGAAUGACUGAUUUUCCAGCAUCUUUCCGAAAAUCUACCUACUGGAUGAAGAUGAGAAGGAUCAAGUCAGCUGCUCCUUCUCAUGUUGAAGGAUCAGGUGGAAUAUCAACCAAAGGAAAAAGGAAACCCAGGCAGGAAGAAGAUGAAGACUAUCGAGAAUUUCCUCAGAAGAAGCAUAAACUUUAUGGGAGGAAGCCACGGCCUAAAACUCAGCCUAAUCCCAAAUCCCAGGCUCGUCGUAUUCGGAAGGAACCACCCGUUUAUGCAGCAGGCAGUUUGGAGGAGCAAUGGUAUUUAGAAAUCGUAGAUAAAGGCAGUGUCUCCUGUCCUACCUGCCAGGCAGUGGGGAGGAAAACCAUAGAGGGUUUAAAGAAACACAUGGAAAACUGCAAACAGGAAAUGUUUACUUGUCAUCAUUGUGGGAAACAACUUCGCUCACUGGCAGGGAUGAAGUAUCAUGUCAUGGCAAAUCAUAAUAGUUUGCCCAUUUUGAAGACCGGAGAUGAUAUAGAUGAGCCAAGUGAGAGGGAACGGCUCCGAACAGUUCUAAAGAGACUGGGAAAGCUCAGGUGCAUGCGUGAGAGUUGCUCCAGUAGCUUCACCAGCAUCAUGGGAUAUCUGUACCAUGUCAAAAAAUGUGGCAAAGGGGCUGCAGAGCUGGAGAAGAUGACCCUGAAAUGUCACCACUGUGGAAAACCAUAUAGAUCGAAGGCUGGACUUGCGUAUCACCUGAGGUCAGAGCAUGGGCCUAUCUCCUUCUUUCCAGAGUCGGGACAGCCAGAGUGCUUAAAGGAGAUGAGCUUGGAGUCAAAGAGUGGUGGCCGAGUUCAGAGACGUUCUGCCAAAAUAGCUGUAUACCAUCUGCAGGAGCUGGCCUCUGCUGAACUGGCUAAGGAAUGGCCUAAGAGGAAGGUGCUUCAGGACCUGGUACCUGAUGAUCGGAAGUUAAAAUAUACUCGCCCUGGGCUACCUACCUUCAGCCAGGAAGUACUACACAAAUGGAAGUCAGAUAUCAAGAAGUAUCAUCGCAUUCAGUGUCCUAAUCAGGGAUGCGAGGCAGUCUACAGUAGUGUAUCUGGCCUUAAAGCUCACCUGGGCUCUUGUACAUUGGGAAACUUUGUGGCUGGAAAAUACAAGUGUCUUCUGUGUCAGAAAGAAUUUGUGUCAGAGAGUGGUGUCAAGUAUCACAUCAACUCUGUCCAUGCUGAGGAUUGGUUUGUUGUAAACCCAACAACAACCAAAAGCUUUGAAAAGCUGAUGAAGAUAAAGCAGCGGCAGCAAGAAGAAGAAAAGCGGAGGCAGCAGCACAGGGGCAGAAGGUCCCUAAGAAGGCGGCGGCAGCCUGGCAUUGAGCUUCCUGAGACAGAGCUGAGUCUUAGAGUAGGGAAGGAUCAGAGGAGGAAUAAUGAGGAAUUGGUAGUGUCGACCUCCUGUAUGGAACCAGAGCAAGAGCCAGUGCCAGCACAGUUCCAGAAAGUAAAGCCCCCAAAGACUAAUCAUAAACGAGGAAGGAAAUAGGCAGUCAGUGUGAAAAGUGCUCCUAGGAGAGUGGAUGAGAUGCUGGUGUCAUGGGGACCUAUGCUGGGAGGACUGAGUCAUGGGGCUGAAUGAAGAUCCUUCCAGCUGUUUGUGUAAGGCUGUAACUUUCUCACCUCCUUUCACCUGUGUAAAUUUCACUGUCUUCCCUACUUAUUCACUUUCAUCCCCCUCCCCACCCCCUUUUAGUAGGUUUUCUUGCUAUUCCUCAUUGGAGUCCUCUUAUUUUUCUCUUAUCUUGCCCAAAGAGCUCCCUCUUAAGGCCAACUCUAGGCCCCUCUUGACCUGUACAAGACUGAGAAAACUGUUUGGUUGCCCUUUCCUUCCUGGGGCAUAGAAUGUUCUUAGAAGCUCCAUUGAUUUAGUAGUCAUGCCGUCAUCUAGCUUAUAAAAUGAUUCCAAACUAAUUUUUUAAAACCAUAACCGAUUUAUCAUUUUGUAUUUGUGAUAUUACAAGCCUAGAAAGCUAGAACUGUUGUCACUUAUGUAAUAAAGUUACCCUGUCUCCUUGGGAAACAAACUUUAUGGAGGCUGUUUGUCCUCUCAAUAUGGGUUUAGGAUUGAAAAUAAGAAAAUGGACUUAGAAUAAAAGAGCUAGAACCUCCCUACACUGGUUAUUGCUGGAAGAUAUUUUGUUUGUACCAAUUAGCAGUGAUUAACUAGCCCCACAGGCAUGGAAAGCAGACUUAGGAGUAAUGUGUCCCAAACAUUAAAAUGACUGGAAAAAAAUUUAAAAAAUAAAAAAUAAAAAUAAAAUGACUGGAAAGAAAAAGUAGAAGCAGCUAUAAGUACUGCCCCAACUUUCCUAGGGCCUAGGGCCUCAUCUGUUGCUAUGAUCAGUGCCCUCCUGAAACUCCUUUGGUUUUAAGAUAGAGAAAUAUCACAUUGCCCCUAAUAUUUUGACAAAGUAUCCUAUCCAGUAUCCUUAUCGAGUGCUUCUGGUAAGAUUGGAAAUCAAAAUGCACAUUCCUUCUCCCCUGGACUUUACCUCAGUUGUUAGUCUACACCCCACUAAGUCCUUACCCACCCCUUUAGCCAACCUCUUUCUCUUUGAAUUUUCUGAGAAUAUUGUCCUUCUAUCCUCUUUUAUAUAUGAAGUUCUAUCCUCUUUAUAUCCUGAGACCUUGACACCAGAUGUAGAUAUUUAUCUGGAGCUGAAAAGAAAACAAUUUUUUUUGUAUCUCUUGCCUACCUGGUAAUGUUUAAUGGACUAUUUCUCUUUGAGGGUGGCUUUCUCUGGAGUAUUGGUUAGAGCAGCUUUGUUGUCGUGUUUCUGGGUUCUCUUUCAAUUUUGCAUAAAUAUUGGUCUUAUAUAUCCUUGCAUUUUUGUGGCGUAUGUCACAUAAAAAUUUAACCCUGACAUGGAUACUACCUUUUCAAAUUCUGAAAGGCUAUUACUACUCUUUAACUUUCUGUUCUCUGUGCUCCUCCAAAUAGCUUUAAAACGUGGGCUUUUGUGAAGACCACUUUCAGACAAGGGAGCAUUGAAGCCUGAACUGUAUACUGCCCGAAUAGGUAGUUUUGAGACAAGUGAAGGAUGUGGUGUAUCCACUCGACAUUUUUGUUGGCAGUUGUGCCCUUAAAGCCCUUUCAGUAAAGGAUUGUCAGGGAGGAGAAAUAAAGAAGCUAUGUUAAUUUCUGGUGAGUAAGAUUGGGGGGAUGUUUGGCAAUGACAAAAUAAAUAAAUGACUCUCGGUUAAAA